Molecule: messenger RNA, 4245 nt
Organism: Xyrauchen texanus (razorback sucker)
Lineage: Eukaryota; Metazoa; Chordata; Actinopteri; Cypriniformes; Catostomidae
Product: segment polarity protein dishevelled homolog DVL-1-like
Exons: 15
Coding region: 241-2448 (735 amino acids)
Biological process (GO): intracellular signal transduction; canonical Wnt signaling pathway
Cellular component (GO): cytosol
Molecular function (GO): frizzled binding
Source: RefSeq, a predicted model, not a curated record
GAUCAGAAUCAUUGACGCCGUGAUAUAGACGCGCAAGCCUAGAUUAUGUCUGGAACAGCUUACUCCGUCCAAGAGCAGCUUUUUUGUUUUCCUACGUGAAACCGGCAAUCAGCAAUGUCGCCUUAUAGAGCAUAUAUGUCACUUGACGAGUUCUAGUCUACAAAUAUAUUUUUAUAUCGCGCGGCUGCAACCCUUGCUCCUUCUUCUGUCAAUGAUUGUCCUACCCAUAUAAGCCUUCUCAUGGCGGAGACCAAAAUUAUAUACCAUAUCGACGAAGAAGAAACCCCGUAUUUAGUGAAACUGACGGGUUCUCCGGAAAAAGUAACGUUGGCAGAUUUUAAAAAUGUACUCAACAACCGCCCGAUUAAUAGUUACAAAUUCUUUUUCAAAUCUAUGGAUCAGGAUUUCGGAGUCGUCAAAGAAGAAAUUUUUGAUGAUAAUGCUAAGCUUCCCUGCUUCAACGGCAGAGUGGUGGCCUGGUUGGUGUUGGCUGAGAGCACACACUCAGAUGGAGGAUCCCAAUGCACAGAGAGCCACAAAGAGCUGCCGCCACCCUUGGAGCGAACGGGAGGGAUUGGAGAUUCCAGACCCCCUUCCUUCCAUGCCAAUGCUGUGAGCAGUCAGGAUGGAUUGGACACGGAGACAGGGACAGAAUCUCUCCAGAGUCAACGGAGAGAGCGGGAGAGAGAGCGGGCACGCAGGAGGGCACGAGAAAAUGAGUUCCCUCGGGUGAAUGGUCAUUCAAAGUCAGAACGUGCUAAUCGUGACUCGGCUGUUGGAAACGACAGUGCAUCAGUGAUGAGCAGCGAGCUGGAAUCCAGCUCCUUUAUCGACAGCGAUGAGGACGAGGAUGCCAGCAGACUUAGCAGUUCUACAGGGCAGAGCUCUUCAUCACAUCUCAUGCGCAGACACAAACGUCGACGACGGAAACAGAAAGUCACCAAAAUGGACAGGACCUCGUCCUUCAGUAGCAUUACAGACUCAACCAUGAGCCUAAACAUUAUCACUGUCACACUAAAUAUGGAGAAGUACAACUUCCUGGGUAUCAGUAUAGUGGGUCAGAGUAAUGACAGAGGAGAUGGGGGCAUCUAUAUCGGUUCCAUUAUGAAAGGUGGAGCGGUGGCGGCUGAUGGCAGGAUUGAGCCUGGAGACAUGCUGUUACAGGUGAAUAACGUGAACUUCGAGAACAUGAGUAAUGAUGAUGCUGUCAGGAUCCUGCGAGAGAUUGUCUCCAAACCUGGUCCGAUAAGCCUAACUGUGGCAAAAUGUUGGGACCCCUCUCCUAGAAGCUACUUCACCAUCCCCAGAGCUGAGCCAGUGAGACCCAUCGAUCCUGCUACAUGGAUCUCACACACUACAGCACUUUCUGGGCCUUACCCCCAUUAUGAGUUUGAUGACCUCCCCCUCUCGACGACAAAAACAGACAUGGCAACUAUAGUAAAGGUCAUGCAGCUGCCAGAUUCAGGCCUGGAGAUUAGAGACCGAAUGUGGUUGAAGAUCACCAUAGCCAAUGCUGUCAUUGGUGCUGAUGUUGUUGACUGGUUGUUCUCUCGUGUGGAGGGCUUUAAGGAUCGCCGCAACGCCAGAAAGUUUGCCAGCAGUUUGUUGAAACAUGGCUACCUAAGACACACUGUCAAUAAAAUCACCUUUUCUGAGCAGUGCUAUUACACCUUUGGAGAUCUCUGCCAAAAUAUGGCCUCUCUUAAUCUGAAUGAGGGAUCUAAUAGUGGAAGCUCUGAACAGGAUGGUUUGGCUCCUCUCCCUCCACCAGGCACCAACCCGUGGCCCCUCGGAGGUCAGCCCUACCCUUACCCUGGUUACCCCACCCCUCCACCAGGCUUCCCUCCUGGAUACUCAGAUCCCUGCCACAGUUUCCACAGUGGCAGUGCAGGCAGCCAGCAAAGUGAAGGUAGCAGAAGCAGUGGCUCCAACCCCAGUGCCGGGAAAGGACGAAGACCCUCGCCUCGAGAGAAGGACCAUAUGGCACCAUGCUGUGUGGUCAGCGAAUCAGAACUGGUCAUGUGGGUUGGAAGGCGUGGUGAGAGGGCACCCAGUCAGCUAAGUCAUCAAAGCCACACCCACUCAGCUGUCAGUAAGCCCCACUCGGGCCAUAGCUACGCUCACUCCGGGUACAGCCACGGCCAGUGCCACAGCAUCUCCCAGCAUAGCCACACCUCCUUCUCAUACAGCCACGCCCCUUUUGUGCAACCCAGUCAUUUGUCAUGUGCCUACAGUGAGAGAAGUCACUCCUCUUCCUAUGGCCCACCGGGUCUCCCUCCUCCGUACUGCCUAGCUCACCUUGCCCCCAACACGGCAGCAAACAUCGGCCCACCUGGGGCUCCACCCAUCCGGGAGUUAGGAAAUGUACCCCCAGAACUUACGGCUAGUCGGCAGUCUUUUCAACAUGCUAUGGGCAAUCCUUGUGAAUUUUUUGUUGAUAUUAUGUGACAGGAGAUUUCCUUUAACAUUUUCAGAGCACAAGGCCUACUUACUGCAAUUUGCUUCUUGAUGUUUUGCUACUGAUGAUCCCUGCACUGAGAAUGUAACUGACAGCCCAUUUUAAAUCUAUUAAUGUCCAUCCAAUGAUAUUGAAAUCAGUGAAGGACACUAAAAAAGCACAACUGCAGAGUUGAGUUAGACUCUGACACAAAAACUACAAUACUGCAGAAGCAGCACAAAAUAACAAAACUAAUAAGCUUUUAACAUUAUGCUUCUGCUGCUCUGCAUUUUGCACACAUUUCAAGCCAGACAACUCUUUAAACAGUCAGUUGUUUAUAUAUAUAUUCAUGCUCUGGAUGAGGUAUUUUCUUACACAAUUGCAUUCGACUUUGCAUUUAUUCUUUUGUCCAGUGAAUGACAAUCAUAAUGACAGUUGACAUACCUUAACAUUGCUGAAUGUAUUGUCCCUGCGAUUUAAUUAAAGUGUGUCAUUUUUGCGCAACUUGUGUCACCAAGCAGAAUUGCAAAAAGGGGUUAGGGUUAGGUGACAGGUUUUUAAACAGGUUUCCCAAACACUCCCCCUAUCUACCAUAGGUUGGUCAAACAGAUAGCCCACCCUAAACUCAUGCCAUUGGUUGAGACAGUGUUGCAGUGGCUGGUUGGGAUAUACAAAUAAUCAGAGCAAUUUUGAUAGCACUACAUUGUUUACACUUUUCAGGGGAAUUCGUUUACGAAAGGCUUACUUGUUUCUGCUUAUGCUAGGAUAGAUUGAAAGAUUUACACACUUCACCUUUAAGUUGAAGAGUAGCGUGAUAGCCAGUUAAGCUAUCAGUAAAUCAAUCUUUUGUAUUCUUAAUACUUGGACAGUUGUAAAUGUUAAAAUUAUGGUUGCCAAAUGUUGCAUAAAAUGUCCAUCAUAUCAGAUGUCCAGCCGUUCAGACCAAGCAGGUUCUUGCACUAAAACACCUAGAUGCAGUGCAACAAAUAGAACAGAAUGCAGGUGACUAUAGACACAUUUUUAACAGUUAAUGUUCUUUUUAAAUUGACAAGGUAUCUAAAGAACAUGGCAAUCCUGCGAGAGACACUGAAAAAAUAGUCUGUCCGUUUUUCGCAUGUUUACAUAGAAAUAUAGUUGAAAUAUGCAAAAACACAUUCUGUGUGAACGGCCCCUUAGACUCUAAAUGUACACCGUACAUUUUUAACCAUAAUAAACAGGUGCUUUUAGAACAUAAACAGUAUAUAUGAGGAUUACAUAAUUGACUGUUCAGACGCCACCAGUUGUCUUAUUAUUUACCACAAGAACGUCACUGUACAGUUAAUGCAGUAAUCUAUGAUUAGAAUGGUAGUAGGACCUGUAAGUAAAAUCAUAGAUGAUAUUAUGAUCUGAAAACUGGCAAAUGGGCUAACCAAAGUCCCUUGGCAAUCAGUGUUCUUUGUUUUAUAAAAAAAAAAAAAUUUUCAUAUGGAGGACAUUAUUUGUUGUUAUGGUGAAGCUUACUGAUAAAUCAGUGAAAUGUUGUCCAAAAACAUACAGUUUGUCUUUGUUCAUAAUAUUCUGUUCCAUUCACUGGCCUAUCUGCCAUAAAAUUCAAGAAUUACAUUGUUCGAUUAAUUCAUCAAGCACUUUUGAAAUGUAACUGCUGGACCCUUUAGAAUGAAGUGCUGACUGCAAUGAAAACUGUUUUCUUUAUUAUUGCUUCACAAAAGAGGGAUAAUAAAUUGUAAAUAUGAUAAUAAUAAUAAUAAUUAUAUAUAUACAUACAUAUAUAUAUAAAACUGAGAAAAUAAAAUUGAUGUAUUAAGAAG